CUCAUCUUCAUGUCCCUCGCUCAACGACGUUAAAAGCGGCACCGCUUGUUGCACAAAUUCUUAUUCCGUCCCGUCCUAUCGUACAACAAGUCACCAUGUCUCUCCGACGCUCUGCUCGUAUCUCGACGAGAACUCUCAUAGCUAAGCCCGAAACAAAUUUUCUGAACGUCCCAACGAAUUUCGAACCCAAGAAACGCGCUGCAGCGACCAAAAAGCGCAAGAACAGAGCUUCAGCAGCCUCCACUGCCCAAAAGGCUGAGGAGGUCCCCUUCUUGUCUGGCAUCAUCAAACCCCCUGAGCCACAGUCCGCCAUUCCAGAAGUUCCAGUGACUCCUGUAUCUAAGAGGCCCAGGGCUGCUGUAACGAGCCCUGCUAAACUCCCACCCUUCACUCCAACACCAUCUGGCGUAGGACUUAUCGCAUCUACAGUAACUGCGCCUUUCUCAGAAGAUGGCACGUACGAGAAAUCACGCCCCACAGAGCCACAUACAACCAAUGCUCCUCUUUCAACGUCUGGAGGAUCACGAGUCGUAGCAUACACUUCUUCUCCCAUUCCAGCCCCGUUCGUAUCGGAAGACGAGACCACAUCUCCAAGCAAGAAGAGAAAAGCGAAAGCAGUUGUCCCACCAGAUGUUGGAGCACUCCGUCCUCCAACUUCAACGAUUGACACACUAUUGAAAGAUGCUUGUGAACAUCUAUGCAGCGUCGACCCGAAACUUAAGGCCCUGGUUAACAACCAUCAUUGUAAGAUGUUUAGUCCUGAUGGUCUGCGCGAAGUUGUGGAUCCGUUUACGGCACUGGCGAGUGGGAUUAUCGGACAGCAGGUAUCUGGCCAAGCCGCCGCCUCCAUCCGUAAGAAAUUCACCGGCUUAUUCGAAGACACGCACCCCGAAUUCCCCUCCCCAGCCCAAGUCAUCCAGAAAGACCUACCCACGCUCCGUACAGCAGGACUUUCGCAGCGGAAAGCAGAAUACAUUCAAGGAUUAGCCGAAAAAUUCGCUUCCGGGGAACUUAAUGCCCGAAUGCUCAUCAAUGCCAGCGACGAAGACUUAAUUGAGAAACUGGUAGCGGUGCGAGGACUAGGAAGAUGGUCCGUGGAAAUGUUCGCCUGCUUUGGGCUUAAGAGAAUGGAUGUGUUCAGCACGGGGGAUCUGGGCGUCCAACGAGGCAUGGCAACAUACAUGGGCAGAGAUGUUUCCAAGCUCAAAGGCAAAGGUGGCAAGUGGAAAUACAUGUCCGAGAAAGAGAUGCUCGACAUCGCGGCCAAGUUUUCUCCGUAUAGGUCGUUGUUUAUGUGGUACAUGUGGAGAAUCGAGAACGUGGAUAUUAGUGUGAUGCAGUGAUUCAGAGCGAGUAGAGCUGGCUGUGGGUGUCAAGUAUAGAGGAUUGAGUUUGCAACACAUUUUGCAAGGCAGACAGACAGACAGACAGAAAGGGUGGGAAAGCUGAGC
Messenger RNA from Lindgomyces ingoldianus, 1451 nucleotides. RefSeq names its product DNA glycosylase. Bases 96 to 1343 code for a protein of 415 amino acids. Gene Ontology annotation, cellular component: nucleus; protein-DNA complex. Lineage: Eukaryota; Fungi; Ascomycota; Dothideomycetes; Pleosporales; Lindgomycetaceae. Gene Ontology annotation, biological process: base-excision repair, AP site formation; DNA alkylation repair; base-excision repair. Gene Ontology annotation, molecular function: alkylated DNA binding; DNA-3-methyladenine glycosylase activity; DNA-7-methylguanine glycosylase activity. The record is from RefSeq and is a predicted model, not a curated record. The transcript is spliced from 5 exons.